UUCAGCUAAAGAACGUAAUAAAACCUGGCCUGAUAAUAAUCAAAGCGAUGUGACUAAUAGCUUUACUGCUUCAAUGGCUGCGUUUAGUGAGACUAUGAAUCAUUUGGGCUUCGUUCAAACAGAA
Racocetra persica is the source of this 124-nucleotide messenger RNA. NCBI's taxonomy places the organism in Eukaryota, Fungi, Glomeromycota, Glomeromycetes, Diversisporales, Gigasporaceae. The record is from the annotation of a GenBank genome assembly.